CCCAAAUCGAACAAACAUUGAAGAAUUAGCAUUUCGGCUUGUCAAAGAGAAUGGGCUGCCGUUCUACGUAAAAGCAGAUCUGUGACGGGGUCUGUGAUGGCAGAAUCGAUGUUGCAGAUCUAAUCGCGGAAUAUUGGUGUUGUAUUGGAGACAGGCUAGAUCUACAAUCAUCCAUCUUCAGGGAAAUAUUGUGCUGAAUGUGAAAUUCGGCUACACACAAAUCAAUUGAUUUUAUCUAUUAAUUUCCAAUAUACGUAGGUUUUAGUGAUACCAGUGCUGAAAAACUAAAGUAGGUAAGAAUUGGUUUAAAAUGUGCUGAAGCUAAGCAGCAUUAUACAGAACUCGUGUCAAGUCACACUGCCCUGUUACAGGAACCUACUAAACACUGUCUAAUUUUAAUAUCUAAUUUUGAAUGUUAAAAAAAGUAUAUGUGCCGUUUUUGUUUUCUUCUAUAUAAGAAAACGCACGCCAUGUUUGAAACUGUUGAAUUAAUUUUUGCUAUGUUAAUAACGCUUACAUAUUUGGAGGCAGAUGGUUGUGUCAAAACAUUUACAGCUGCGUGGGACCCGCGCACGUAUGCAGUUAUAAUAGUUAGUAAGAGCAAUAUAUAAUUGAAGUUGUGGGUAAAAUUGUAUUCGUGUGAAUAUGUAUAUAAGUACUACAUCAACAUAGAUCUAAUAAAAUUUAGACAGCUUACAAGGAAGGACGUUUUUUCCAGUGCUUUAAUAACACAUUUCUUUAUUUAUGUUGAUGAUAAUGCUAAAUAGAGAGAAUACGAAAAUAGUAUUAACUGAUACAGUAUAGGCUCAAUUGAUAAGAUUCGGCAACAUCUCUAUCCUGCCAAAUUCUCUCUCUCUACAAGGUUCAGUUUAUAUAUAUAUAUAUAUAUAUAUAUACACGUACGUAUAUAUAGCGGAAAUCCAUGGCCGUUUGACGGAUACCGAAGGACUAAUUUGAUGUGGCUAUAUAAUAUCAUGAACUGGCAAUAAGUAACUAAGCUUUUUGUAAGUAUAGUGUAAUUUAAAAAAUCACAUGUGCAUAAUAUUCAAUGCGAAAUAUUGUACUAGUGCUCUUACCACCAACAUCACAAUAAACAAGACAAGCGUUCAUGGUGAUAAAAGGGAACCAUGAAAAAAAGCUGCGCAUGUAGUCAUUAGUUUCAAAGUCUAAUUUCAAGAUAGUUUUAAGCAUCUUAUCAUUUUAAUCAAUUCUCGAAGAAGCAAUAUCAAUCUGAGCACUUUUUCUCUAGAGAUGUUAGAAAUUUAUAAAGCAUUAGUAAUGUAUUUGUAGUUCUUAAUAUGCGACCAUAUUUUUUGUAGACAAAGAGCAAUUUUUUAGCAAAUAUUUUUUUGCGCGUGUACCCACGUGUUUUUAAGAAAUGCUUAGGUAUCUUUCAAUAUUUAAUGAGAUAGCUCACAUUGCAAUCGGCAUUGAUGAGCGAUAUUAAUCGAUCGUAUUUAGAAAACAUUUACCAAAUACAACAUGAUCAACUUGUAUAAACCCCGAAACUAAAUGCUAUUAACAAUAAAAUAGUAAAGAAAACCAUGUAGAACCGUUUUUUUUUUCCGCAUAUUAGAUAUAUUUUGCUAAAUAAGCAAAGUAGCAGUUAACAAUACGACCGCUUCUCAACGGCCACCAGUUUGUGGCAUAUUUUUCUGGGCACCGUCUAUUUGAUUUGGUUUUAUUGGGAAUUAAUUUGACCUCAAUUAAAAUUGGUCAGCCCUGGGCCAUGAUUAGCGAUCUUAGAAACGCGUUAAAUUGUGGCUCGUCUACAGCGCACACUGCAUUCAAGGUUCGCGCCAGAUGGGGAGUGAGACAUUUUGAGUGGACUUUUUCCUGCUGCCUCUGACGGUGAAAUGUAGACCCUGGCGGCGUGCCGGCUAGUUUAGCGGUAAAAGCCGCCGGCGAUUUAUUAUUGUUUUGAUUACGGAAGCUGUUUGCCCAUUCGCGCCUUUUAGUAGCAGGCGUUUACAUACUCCGUCGUUGUUUCCGUGACGUUCGGAAGGAGGCUCUAGAUUUGAUGAUCAGCUAGCAAAGAAAAAUGGACAAAUGGUGAUUUAUAGUAACGGCAUUUACGUGUACAAUUUUAUUUUAUCACUUUUUGUAAUGAAGGCCACUGCACGUUCCUGUUGAACUUUAUAGUUUCGUGGUCACGUCGUGAAUAAUUUAUUUUUGCAGUCUUCUGUAAUCACUGUGCGCGCAUGCGUGCCUGUUCGUCCAGAGGAUACCUUUUCGCUAAUUCCAUAGUUUACAACGAGAUUUGGUGGUGCAAUUGCUUAUUCGCGUAUCGACGUCUUUUUUUGGAAAAUAUCUAUUAAAAAUAUGGUAUCGAUACGUUUUGCUUGCAAACAAAGCUUCAAUCAAAGUUAGGCAACUAACAAAUCUGAACCGAUAGGAUGCGCUAUGUGUUCACGAACCAAACCUAGUCAUUUGUUUGACAGUAACUGAGGUAAAUCACUGACCUAUAAAGACAGAGUUCUGGAUAUUCAUUUACUGAAUGACUGCUAAUAGACGUUGAAACAAGUACUUGUCUGCAAACUACAGUGGAGCGAACAACAAUUCAUUGGACGACGUUUGUUAGCGCGAACUCUGUCGUCACUUAUGCAUUUCGCAUAUGAACGGCGCUAGUCACUCGCAUAUGAACGAAGAUGUCACAGUUUAUAGUGUACGAUUCGAUCGCUCCCGAAGUGCCCAUUAUCUUUGAAUCGUCGAACCAUGAGCCGUACGAGUCCUCAGCUAGUUCCUCUUCAAAGUUUGCAGAUGCUUUCAGUCAGCUGAUGCCGCUUGAAACAACAACUAGGAGCAAUAGAAACGAUUAUACAAAUAGUGUACAGGAUCAACGGCAUACGCAACAACAUCAUGUCGCCACCGCGCUAAAUAUAGAACACCACGGUGAACAUGCUGCGUACAGUGCAACUAACGGGUAUCGUCCAUCACAGCAGCAACGUCAUUCUAGUUCUACAGCGCAUAACGCUGAGGCUUCUGCAGGCGCCUCUUCUUGUUCUUUUACGUCCGCUGAUGUCUACAACGGCUUAAACAGCGAGAGCAGUCAUACGAGGGUGCAUCGUGGGUGUAGCUCAAGCGAGAAUGUACCUUACGGCGGUGAUGGGCGGCUUUUGGGUUUUACCAAUGACGAGGGAGAGUCGAAGCGUGCGCGCAAAUCGAACAUCGCCAAGUUCAGGGAUUUUGUAGUUCAAAAGGUUGUUCGCAACUCCAGAAAACAGGGUCAUGUUGCAACGAACAGUGAGGCCGUCACAAAUUGUAAUCGAUGGCGGUUGCAAGAUUGUUCAGAACAAGACAGCUGCUUCGUCAGAGAAAGCCAGAACAAUGAGGAACUCGAUGAAACCAACAGAAUGAGUAAUGAUGUUGAUUAUUUUUUGAACGAAAGCCAAGAGCGGGGUACGGCAAAUGGGCGUGGCAGCAGAGGUUACUUACGAAGAGGCCACGGAAGUGGCUCUAGACGAGGUCAAGCUGGCAGAUUAGGAAUAGGCCGUGGCCGGGGAUCAGCACGAGACCGAUGCUCGGAUAGUGCUAGCGGUCAAAGUCAGAAUCAAAUAUUAACUCAUGAUGAAAGGCGUAGGAGAUCAUCUGGCCGAGGUCGUGGGAGGGGAUAUGGCCGCGGACGUGGAAGAGGAUUCGGUCGAAGUGAUAAUCGGGUUCAAGGGUCGACAGGCCACCGGGGAAGAGGUCGUGGUAGAGGCGCGAGCAUCGCCCUAAGCCCAGUAUUGGCAGUAGUAGGUCGAGGUAAAGCCAAGGGACCAGGACGCCCGAAAGGUCCGGGACGCCCCCGGGAAUCUGGUAGAGGUCUAGACCUUAAACACCUUGAAAGCAGAGCCUUUAGCGGUAGUCGGGGCCGGGGCCGAGGCCGAGGUCGAAAUAAAAGUGUAAUUGCGAUCCGUCGUGGCCAUAGUCAAAGUGAAGUUUUGGGAUUGCGCUGCAGAGCUGAAAGCCGCGGUGUACACGCAAGUCAGCGUGGAAGUAGUGCUAUGGCACAAAUUCAGAAUCGACGCAUCACUCUCGGUCGCAAUCGGGGGCCAGGUCGUGGUAGAGGCAAUUCGCUGCAUUUCCUCUUUACUUACGAAGAACAAAUCAAUGAGAAUUUUGAUGGCGAAUGUCAAGGGAGUGAUUACUCGCUGGAGACGUCUUGUAUAUAUGACGAUAGCGAAGACUCUUUUGAGGCUGACUCAACUGAUAUGGAUGAUGAGAGUGAUAUCUUGUUGGACGCGGACAGUGGCGACGGUUGUGAUAAUGAAAGUCGAUUGUUGCCCUCAAAAAGAAGCUCCGGAGGUAGAAAACCUGGUAGAAAAAAAUCCUUUUUUUUUGGCGGGGAAAACUCCGACAAGCUCGAAAAAAUAAAACAAAUUCUUGAUUUAAGUCGAGUUCAACUUCGCAAAACGACCACUCAAAAAAGAGACGCAACUUCAACAACCGCAGAGGGGGAUAGCCUCGCUGAAAUUAAACACGUUGUCGAAAAAGUCGAAAAGAUUGGAGAUACACUAAUUCCAAACGGUUCAUUAAAGGAGGCACAAGUUGGCACUCUAAUGGCUGAAACAAGUGAACGACCUGGUCCAGCGUGCACGAAAAAGCCACGUCCUCUGUACGAUGAAUUGAUGAUGCGAAUGAAGGCUCAAUGUGGGCCUGAUCUUCGAGUAACUCUUACGCGGAUUGAGGUGCCGGCAACCUAUGACAACAUUUCUUUCUGUCGUUUGGAUCUCCGCAGGAAGGAGCCGCAUCUCUCACGAGUGAUCAUAUCGCACAAUAACAGCAAACGCACAGUUGUUACCCUACGGGACGUUUUGUAUCCAUCCGGGGAUAUGGGGUCAUGGCGAGAUGUAGCUAAGAUCACAAAGCGACCUACUGCAAAAGCUCUAACGACGGGCAACUCAGCUGGCGGAGCAGCAGCAGCAGGGCUUCUUGCUGUUGAUCAUGUUAAGGAUGGAACAUCUACAGCUUCAAGUACUACUUCUAUCGAAGAUCUACAAACGUCCCCAAAUGGAACUUUUAGCAGCAUUAGCUAUAGUAACGAUAACGACAAUUUUUUGUAUCUGGCUCAGCAUGAAGAGAAACGACUUUACGAACGAUUGCUUCUUGAAGACUGGAGGAUAACGAAAGCCAUUCAGGCUGACCCGACUCGCUUUAGAAGAACACGUAGUGACAUCGAAGGUCAUUCCAACAGUGAGACAACGAAUAGUGAUAAGUGUCCCGAAGCAAAAUAUCGUAGAUUAGAUAACAUCGGAGUGGGCGAAUUGCAGAGUGAUAGCAGAACCGAACCGACAGCAGAAUCACCAGUGCAGGUGGACGGACGUAAUAAUAACAAGGAUGAAGCAGCGUUCAUUGAGGUAAACCAACUUAGACAAAGGCUACGCGAAUUGGAGGAGGAAAAUCUCCGGAUGCUCAACACAUUGACGCGACAACAACGCCAACAGAUGGAUAAAAAAAGAAAAAAAGUCUUCACCAUAGCCGGUCUCUACCAGCCACAAGUGCUUAUGCAAGAUUUGAAGCGCUUUUCGGCUUUGAGAGACUCUGUCUCAAGUAGUAAAAGAGCAAUCGACAAAAAUGAAGACAGCCUCUUGUCUGUACCAACACCACCAAUGUUACCCCAUAUAAGUAAGCUUUCUGGAAAGAAUACAACCAGGGCUGUAUAUCGCCGCGCGUGUACUGUCUCUCAGUCUACGGAUAUUCGUAGAUAGUCAAAGAAGCAGAAUUUGGUGUAAAAAUAAGUUCCAGUCUUGCAAUUGAAUUGACAAACGUCAGAGCCGUCAAAGGCAUAACUAAUAAAUAGAAGCGAUUUACCGAAAGCCCGCAAAAGGAUACAAAGAAUAGUUACCGAUCAAGGAUUUCCUGGUUGGGUUGACAAGAAAUGGAGAUCUCAAGCGCCAGCUGACCACCUCAAUAAUAUUAACAGCCGGAAGAACCCGUAAUAUUUAUUCUGUACAUUUAAUGAGAUAAAUCAAAUCUUAAGGGGCUUCUCGCUUAAGGAAAUCACCCCUUUGAACUAAAGUCGGAGAAAUCAGGAAAUGAAGGAUUGAAAUGUGUAAAUAUGCGUAGUUCCAGAAAAAUUAAGCAAAUAGUAAACUGAGUUAAGAUGUUGAUAAUCUAUAUUUUGGUUCAGUAAUCUGAGUUAAGCUUAAAAAGGUGACCGAAACAAAGCUGGUUUUUAUUUUGGAAGAUAGAACUGAUGGUAACUUUCAAAUCCAACAGGGGUACGAGGCUGAACUCAGCUGAAAAGCAGUCCCCGCAGUACGUAACUGUGUUUAGGUUUUCUAAUUAAAUUUUUCCUUUAGAUAAUUGUUGACCAUUCGUUGUGCAUGAACUGACAAGAGGGUCUGGUGCGCUUAAUGGCAGCCUAGGUGGACAGAAUCCAGGUCACUUUAUGUUAGGACUAAAAGCAGUGGUAUUUGUCUGCCCACUGGCCUUUUAAUCGCAACGAACUAUUGAUGGUGUAUCGCUUUUUACAAGAAUCGAUUCCUCGCCAUUGACCCAUUUAGGGUAAUAGGGAAAUAUUAGGGUAAUUUUGGAAUAAUUAAAAGGUCCUUUGUCAAAAAUAAGACAUAUGCGUUAUGUGUAGGGAGUUAAAUAGGCCUACAAAAAUCAAAGAGCCAUCUUGACAAAUAAUUAUUUUUAAACAACUCCCAUAGCGACAAAGUACCAUUUAAUAUUGCUGAAGUAUUGUUGAAGAUAACAAAAAUAAUUAGACUGAACAAUAUGAAGGUGAUUUGAGAAACAAAUAAGAACAUAGGCAGUACUGUAAAUUCAAAGAAAUUUCAUGUUUCUGCUUUUAGUAAAUACACCACCUCAAAUUUGAUGAAAGUUCAUCGUCCUUGUUGGAGAAACUAUUAGACAACAGAUGACUUUUCCUUUUUUUUUUUAAAUAUAAAUCAUGAUCUUCUGUGGACCUCAUAUACGAGUGCUUGCCAUAGAUAUUUGAAAUCUGCUACAAUUUUCACGUAGGCUACGUGGUUCUGAACAGGAAAAAGUAGUCACUUAGACACGAAGUGUAUCAACUUGUUAUAUCUUGGUGAUUUUUCAUUUGAAAGAUCAACUUUAGAUUCUGUAUACAUUAAAAACUCUAUAAAUGAGGUAGGUCUACGUUAUUUUAGCAAUCGUUAUCUCUGAACUCUGUCUGGCACAGACUACGUAUUAUAGAUUGCUAGUUCAGUUCGUUGGUAAAUGACGAAAUGUCAACGGCCGUUAUAAUAAUUUUUAUAUCUAAUUUUUUUGUGAAAGCUGAAGUCUUGCGCACAAUGGCCAAGGUAAAUGCGAACGAAGCGCGGCCUACCACUUGGAAAGGGUCGAAUUGGAGAAAAACAAAUACUCAUGUUUGUCACAAUGAACUUCAUAGUGAAAUGACCUACUGAAGCCUGGCAAAAACGUUAUUUUGACAAGCAUAGUGCCCUUGGGAACGGGCAAUUGCUGGUGCUAUAGACCGCCAAGGCUUUCAUAUGGUAGUUUACUAUAGAGUAAAACGGCCUCUAUAUAUACAUAUAUAUAUAGCUGUCUGCAGAUCAAAAGCCUUGUAUGUGUGUAUAUAUACAACAUUGUUU
Molecule: messenger RNA, 7544 nt
Organism: Varroa destructor (honeybee mite)
Lineage: Eukaryota; Metazoa; Arthropoda; Arachnida; Mesostigmata; Varroidae
Product: FERRY endosomal RAB5 effector complex subunit 3-like
Cellular component (GO): cytoplasm
Source: RefSeq, a predicted model, not a curated record